Molecule: messenger RNA, 900 nt
Organism: Juglans regia (Persian walnut)
Lineage: Eukaryota; Viridiplantae; Streptophyta; Magnoliopsida; Fagales; Juglandaceae
Exons: 2
Coding region: 145-555 (136 amino acids)
Source: RefSeq, a predicted model, not a curated record
UUUAUAAAUUCCCACUCCCCUUCCCUCUUCUGCAAAGCGUACUCCCUCAGCUAGCUGCAUCCUUUCUUUUUACGUCCUCUUUUUUCCUCCUGAGAGUCCUAACAGGCUAACACAUGAGAGAAGGAGCAAGAGAAACUGCAAGUAAUGAUGGAGAGCCAGGAUAUUUCUUCACCCAACUCGGACGCAUCUCGUCCGUCCCUGGGUUUCCCUCUCGGAACUGCCCUCCUCUUGAUCGUCAUCUUCAGCUUGAGCGGUAUCUUCUCCUGCUGCUACCAUUGGGACAGGUUCAGAUCACUACGUGAAUCUUUCUCCCAUGACCAAGACCACGACGCUGAUCAAGAUAUCGAGGCUGCUUCACCCUCCAAAUCCAAACCCACAUGCAUGAAUCAAAGCCAAAGUUUGCCUGUACUGAUGCCCGGAGAUCAGAUUCCAAAGUUUAUAGCAUUGCCUUGUCCAUGUAAGCCUCCACGUCCAGAUCAUGAAAAGACCGUCGUGGCCGUGAAAGUGCAGAAACCACCGAAGCCACCGCCUCGUUUCCCAGUGCCUUUGUAUUAGCCAAAAAGACAUUUAUGAGCAUGCUGUUGAUCAUCAUGUAUAUGUGAAGCUAGUGAUGGAAUUAAGCAGAUAAUUAAUUUUUACUUGGAAUUUACCUGUUCGCGAGAAUUAGAUUCUACCUAUAUGUAUUGUUAUGUUUUGCCUAAUAGAAAAGGGCAGUCACUUUGUAAAUUUGAAUCACUUCAUUUACCCAAGUGGUGUAGUAUUAAUUAAUUUUGUAGUUUUGUUCAAAUGUAUGCAUGGAGGGGUGGGAAGAGUAUUGAUCCGUGGCAAAGUUGAAGGCUACGUUUAGAAAUUGAGAUCUGUGAAUAGUAAUAUUUUAUGGGAUGAAUUUAAUUUUUUUAA